This is a messenger RNA of Gopherus flavomarginatus (Mexican gopher tortoise), 1223 nucleotides long. Its product is annotated as zinc finger protein 777-like. Bases 32 to 685 code for a protein of 217 amino acids. Lineage: Eukaryota; Metazoa; Chordata; Testudines; Testudinidae. The transcript has a single exon. The record is from RefSeq and is a predicted model, not a curated record.
UUGAGAAAAGCCUGAAAUCCUGGAGCUGACGAUGACAUUACUGGGAAGAGCAGAUGAAGAGGCUUUCCAGAGCCAAGACCAGCCUGUAGAGAGUCCGUGCGGCUCAGACAGGCAGCAGGGAGCCGGAGAGGGCCUGGAAGAACCCACCGCAUGCGGGAGCAAUCUGUGCGAAUUCAAGCCAGGGGCGGCGCAGAAGGAAGCCCACGCGGACCAAGGUCCAUGUAAACCUGCAGACCAUGGGCCAGGCGCCCAAAUGGAGCAGCUAUCUCCCCUGCCCCCGAGAAUCCUGACAGGAGAAAAACCCUAUAACUGCGCUGAGUACAAGGAAAGCUUCUGCCUCCAGCCCAGCCUCCGGAAGCACCAGCUGUCUCAUGCCGGACGGGGGGCUUACGUCUGUGCUGAGUGUCGGCAAAGCUUUCGGCUGAAGAGGAGCCUUCUAACACACCAGCGAACCCACAUGGGGGAGCGCGACGGGUCCUUCAUUUGUACCGCCUGGGGGAAGAACUUCGGCUGCCACCCGGAGUUCAUGCGCCACCAGCGGCUGCACGGCGUGGUGCACCGGUACGAGUGCCCCGAGUGCCCAAAGAGCUUCCUGCAGAAGCGGCACCUUGCGGAUCACACGCGGCUGCACUCGGGCGAGCGGCCUUUUCCAUGCCCGGUCUGCGAGAAGACCUUCAGCGAGUAGUCCAACCUCAACAAGCACUGCCGGAUCCACACCGGCGAGCGGCCCUACCACUGCGCCCAGUGCGGCAAAAGCUUCAUCCAGAAACACCAUCUUCAGAAGCACCUGCGCGUCCACGGGGGGCCGAGGCUGCAGCAAUGGGGGACGUGGGGGGAUGGCUUCCCCGUCCCAGCUCCCCAGGCAAAUCCGGCUGGGGAGAGAGACUAUCCCUGCAUCAAAUGCUUGGAGAGCUUCACUCAGAAGACGUCCCUGGAGCAGCACCAGCGAAUGCUCACCCAGGAGAGGCCCUUUCAGUGCACCAAGUGCAACAAAAGCUUCCAGCACAGGCAAUCGCUGAACAGCCAUCAGAAGAGCCACAUUCCCUCCAGGGGUUCACCCCGCCACGGGCAGGGGACGGAGACAGCCCCCUAGCAGGGGAAAGGCUGAAAACAGGCAGUAGCACAGUGGGCUGGCAGUGAAGAGGAGGCAAUAUACAGGCUGUUUCCUUCCCCAGAAAUACAGCAAUGCAUUCCAUGACAGGCCCAUACACUCUAUAAUAGCA